This is a messenger RNA of Wasmannia auropunctata (little fire ant), 2001 nucleotides long. RefSeq lists its product as uncharacterized. Lineage: Eukaryota; Metazoa; Arthropoda; Insecta; Hymenoptera; Formicidae. The transcript has 2 exons. The coding region runs from base 1189 to 1689 and encodes 166 amino acids. The record is from RefSeq and is a predicted model, not a curated record.
UCUGUUUCUAUAAAAGGGUGAACGAUGCUCCCGCGAAAUCGGUAAGAAAUUCAGGGUCGCCCGGAGCUGGUUUUACCUUUAAUGAUGCCUCCAUUAGCCGCUCGGACGAUCACCCCCUGAUAAUAUUCCUGCCGAUCACUACACGAACAUAAAAAUUUCUUAAACCAGCGCGAAGUUUACCAAGGGCAUGCAUUUUCUAUGGGAAAAGCAACACAGGAUAGAUUGGCUACCAUUAGUCGUACUCGCUUUAACUAAAUUUUGCAUUAUGCAUUAUAUCACUUUUCUUUUUUUUUCCUAAUGCAAUAGUUAAUUUUCUAUUCUUAUAUUUUCUACGUUAUAAUCAAAUAUAUAUGCUGCAAGAUUACAUAAUAAAAGAAUAAUCAAAUACUUAUUUAUAUUUCAAAGAAAUAUUACAUCAUAUGGAAUGCGGCAACGUGCAUAGCUCGCAGCUAAAAAUACCGUGCCAAGACUUGAUAUAUUAUGGCGAGUGAGUGAUGACUGUCAAGGUCAUCCCCGUGAUCAGACUCGACGUUUACUCGAAGUUUCGCUUUCUAUCCUGUCAUGGAGCUUUGAAAAAAAAUUCGAUUUCCAAGACCGCGUGGCAAGGAUUUCUGCCCGAAAUUGACAGAAGCGCAUUUUAAAUAAUGUACAAAGAAAAUCAGACGAAAAAAAAAAAAAAAAGAAAAGUACGUGAUUAAAGUACAAUGCCGACUUUCGACCUGGACCAUCAUUCAAACCGGUUUACCUCGGUUAACGUUGUGGAAACAAGAAAAAAGGGUCAUCGUGCGGUUUCUUCCGUCUGCUUCGCGGUAUCGCGACUGAUGCUCCAGCCGGAUCCGAUUAAUUUUAACGUCUACGGUGCGCGCACGUGUGCUACCCUACCGUGGCAUAAAAUCUCGAAAAAAGUCGAACGACCUCAGUUCGGCUUUGGCGUCUUGUCCGGUCUCGUUUUUGCGGCCUCUUCUAGCGCGCGGCGAAACUUUUUCCUUGCGAACAGUCGAUCGAUAGCUCCCGCGGUAGCUACCACGAUUUCCUCUCCCGCGAUCGGCAGACAAUUCAAACUGUUCUAACUCCGCAAUACACUUUGCUAUAAAUGUGUGUUAACUCGGUUAACUUUAUCUUAACUUAAGCCAAUAAGUCAGUAGUAGCCAACAGGUCACUAAUUGUGCGGAGACCUCGUGACAGAUAAUGACACUGAAAAAAGUGACUGUUAUUUUAAUCGUCUUCGUAUGGGCCACUGAUUCUCUGGCGGAUUAUCAUCCUCGUUCAAGGCGAUCAGGCAACGAAUAUAUACUGCACAGAUGUACAGCUACGGCGGAAUUAAUUAGAAGGCAUAGGAAUGAUGAGGCCGGUGUCAGCUCGCGCAAAGCCGAAGGAAACUUGGCACAAUCGCAAACGCAACAAAAAGGUUCUCUGAUUGAUGCCAUUCAAUCUGAAACUUCCAAGCAAAUUAUGAGCGGUGUUUAUCGACGUAUGACUCAUAUGAGGAGACGCGGUAGUGGGCACGCACGUCGAAUCGCAGGCAAACAUUUGGCAGAUACACCCCUCAGAACCGUGAACAUCGACGUACCGCAAGACAGACCAUCGGCCUUCAAGAAGAAGAGUCCGUUACCGGAACUCGCGCGGAAUAUGUCUGGCAGAAAGAUCGAUUCGUCGCCACAUGUAAUAAUUAUCAAGCCUGUUACUUAACACUUUCCCAAUGAUAUUCAAUUUGUGCCGCCGCGGAUUCUGAUUUUACCGCAAAUUAGCGUAACUGUGUAAUAUGCGACUAUUUGUAAUAAUAUUAAUGAUAGGACAUAAUUUUGUGGAAUAAUUUAUCGAUCUUGUCUUUCUACAAAUAUCAUUAAGAAAUGUUACUUUUAAUAACUGCGGCUUUUUAAAAUAAGAUUAUUUUUUAUCGCAUAAUUAAAUUUUCAAACACUAAAAUAAGUAUUAAAUGUUAAAUAAACUUCAAAUGUACUUUUUUUGUAGUUUACAUCGAUAAACUAUCUACAACAUAAA